Messenger RNA from Hordeum vulgare subsp. vulgare (domesticated barley), 2129 nucleotides. RefSeq names its product beta-1,2-xylosyltransferase XYXT1-like. The record is from RefSeq and is a predicted model, not a curated record. Gene Ontology annotation, molecular function: glycosyltransferase activity. The transcript has 6 exons. Lineage: Eukaryota; Viridiplantae; Streptophyta; Magnoliopsida; Poales; Poaceae. The coding region runs from base 301 to 1959 and encodes 552 amino acids.
CACUUAACAUGCGUGACCGUACGUACAUGUCAAAGAAAACGAAGGGAGAAGGAUCCACAACUCCAUUCCUUCUCACGAUAAAGUACAAAGAAGCAGUAAACUAAGCCUCCGGAAGUCCAAGUGUCUCUAUUAUUCUAUAUUCUCGCAACGAACUAAUCCUCCCUCUUCUCUUAUCAAAGAGAGAGACCGAUCGAAAAUAAUAACACCCUGCAAGCCGAGCCAGGGCUGUCGGGAGAUCUGUGCUUAUGCCGCGGUGUGGCCGAAGACCAUUUCCGUGGAGGCUAAUAUCAAGAAUUCAAGAUGAUGCGAACGGAGGGGAAGGCGACGAGGAGCGCGAACCGAUCGUCGCCGUGGAAGAGCAGCUAUGUUGCAUACGGCCUGUUGCUGGGCUCCCUGCUCGUGCUACUCUACCUGAUGGUGUCGACGCAGCUCAGCUACAGCCAAAAAGCCUUGUUGGACUUGGACCCAGCGGCAAUCGAUUCAGCUGAAACAAUCCCUGUAAAGAAUCGAAGAAGCCAUCCGGGGCAAGCCACUGUAGAUGAUGCGAGCAGAGGAAUGGAGGAAUUCAGCAGGGAGGAGGAGGAGGCCAAGGCCAAGGCGCACACGGAACCAUCAACGCCACGGCGUCAAGAGAAACAGGACGAAAGCGAGCAGCAAUGGGCAGGGAGAAAUUCGAUCGAGGAACAACUAGGCAACGAAAUCAAAUCCGACAAUUGGGAGGCGAAAAGCCAGGCCAAGAACGAGGAGACGGCCGAAUCAAAGGAGUUCGGAGGAGGAACGGAUGAUUACAACAAUGUGGCCAACGCCAAGCCGAUCUGCGACACGUCGUUCGGCAAGUACGACAUCUGCGAGCUGGCCGGCGACACGCGAGCCCAGGGAGGCCCCGGCGCCACCGUCACGCUCGUCUCGCCGCGGGCUCCCCCGAAGGAGUGGCAGAUCAAGCCCUACUCCCGCAAGUACCUCGACGGGCUCAAGGCGGUCACGGUGAGGUCCGUUCCAAACUCCGGUGACGCCCCGCAGUGCACGACACAACUCAACAUCCCGGCGAUGGUGAUCGAGCUUGGCGGGCUCACCGGCAACUACUGGCACGACUUCACCGACGUCCUCGUCCCGCUCUUCAUCGGCGCGCGCCGCUUCAACGGGGAGGUCCAGCUGCUCGUCGUCAACCUCCUGCCUUUCUGGGUGGAUAGGUACAAGCGGAUCUUCGGCCAAAUCUCGCGCCACGACAUCGUGGACUUUGAAAACGACGACGGCGCCGUCCGGUGCUACCCGCACGUCGUCGUGGGCUACGGCAGCCGAAAGGAGUUCACCAUCGACCCCUCUCUCGACGAAACGGGCGGGGAUUACACCAUGGUUGACUUCACCAAGUUCUUAAGGCACGCGUACUCGCUGCCGCGUGACCGGCCGAUCAAGCUCGGCGACGUUCGCCCUCCCGGCGGGCGCCGGCGGCGUCCGCGAAUGAUCAUCCUGGAGAGGACCAACAGCCGGAAGAUCCUCAACCUCCCGGAGGUCAUCGCGGCGGCCGAGGCCGCGGGGUUCAAGGUGGUCGUGGCCGGGCGUCCGAAGGCGAGCUACGACGAGUUCACGCGGGAGAUGAACUCCUUCGACGUCAUGGUCGGCGUGCACGGCGCCGGGCUGACAAACUGCGUGUACCUGCCCACGGGGGCCGUGUUCCUGCAGAUCGUGCCGUACGGCCGGCUGGAGGAGAUCGCCAAGACCGACUUCGGGGACCCGGCCCGCGACAUGGGGCUCCGGUACAUCGAGUACAGCGUCGCGGCGGAGGAGAGCUCGCUGAUGGCCGUGUUCGGGAAGGAGCACCCCAUGAUCAAGGACCCCGCCGCCAUCCACCUGAGCGGCUGGGGGAACGUGGCGGAGUGGUACCUCGGCAAGCAGGACGUGCGCAUCAACGUGGAGAGGUUUAGGCCCUCUCUGCUACGGGCAUUGCAGCAUCUGCGGUAGAGAGUUUGAUUGAGCAAAGAUGAUAACAUUCUUUUUUUUUUGUUGUUGCUCGUGAUUGUGUACUUCCUCUGUUUAAUUGUAGUUAGAUUUUGAAAUAGAUGGAAUAGUCUACAGUACGGAUGAUAAUUAAUAUUGUCUUCAAUAUACAACAAUGAUAAUAAUUUUCCAUA